ACUCACGACAUCCAUGGAAGCAGAUCUGUAUCAGGAGAGGACAAAUGCACACAGUCUCUGGUUGAAAUUCAUGAUGUACUGAUAGAGGUUUGAGCAGUUACUGUGCUGAUGUGGCUUUUUGGUGACAGUAUUGCAGCUUGGACUUCCUGCUUUUUUUAUUCAUGCGUCUGACCACUGAGAAGAUUGAAGGACAAGUACAUUGAACUGAUUAUGUCUUGUGUAUAACGUCUUCCUGGCCAACAGAUGAUGGCAAUUACAAGCAGCAAAAUUAAUGACCUUCUCUUAUGUGCACUGGAUGAACUCUCUCAGGAAAAUUUUAAAAGAUUUAAAGACAAAUUAUCUUUUAUUGACUUUGAUGGAGGAGGUAACAUCCCCCAAGGUCCACUGGAGAAUGCGGACAGAAUAGAUACGAAGAAUCUCCUUGUGAAAUUCUACGGUGAAGACACUGUGUUAGAUGUAGCUAUAGAAGUAUUCACCCAGAUCAAUCUGAGAGACUCUGCAGUUAAACUCAAAGAAGAAAAAAGAAAAGCCCUGGACCCUAAUCCAAAAUCAUUUGGGAUAGCAGCAAAUGAUUACAGGAUGAUAUACAGUCAACAUAUACAGGAAGAAUACCAAUUUAUAGAAGACAGGAAUGCUCGUCUGGGUGAGUGUGUGAGUCUAAACAGAAGAUACACACAGCUGCUUAUUGUAAAGGAACAUCGCCAUUGGGAGGCCAAACAACAUGAAAUAAUGGCAACAGGAAAGAGACAUGCAGAGAUCCUGGCUAAGACAGCUACUCCAACUAAGAUAGAAAGUUUGUUCGACAUUGAUAAACACAGACCAACACCACGAACCAUUGUGCUUCAGGGAGCUGCUGGGAUUGGGGAAACAAUGACAGUAAGAAAGAUCAUGUUGGACUGGGCAUCUGAAAAAAUUUAUCCUGGCAGAUUUGAUUAUGUUUUCUACAUAAGCUGCAGAGAAAUGAACCUGUCUACCAAGCAGAUAAGUGUUGCUGAUUUGAUUUUAAACAAUUGCCCUAACAAAAAUGCGCCAAUUAAAGAUAUUUUGAUGGAUCCAGAAAAACUCCUUUUUAUAAUUGAUGGUUUUGACGAAUUUAAAUUUUCAUUUGAUCAACAAAUCACUAAUUUGUACACUGAUCCCUGUGAGAAGCAGCCAGUGGAAAUCAUAUUGGGCAGUUUAUUUAGGAAAAAAGUUCUUCCAAAAUCAUUCUUACUGAUCACAACAAGACCGACUGCUCUGGAAAAACUCCAAAACUGUCUAAAGUUUCCGCAUUAUGCAGAGAUCUUGGGAUUUUCUGAGGAAGACAGGGAGGAGUAUUUCCACAAGUUCUUUGAAGAUAAAAAACAAGCAGCAAAAGCUUUUGGAUUUGUAAUAGAGAAUGAAAUUCUCUUUACAAUGUGUUUUGUCCCAAUUGUAUGUUGGAUUAUCUGCACUGUGAUCAAACAACAGAUUGAAAAAGGUGAAGAUCUCACACAAACUUCAAAAACAACCACUGCAGUGUAUAUGCUCUUUCUGUCCAAUUUAUUACGGGAUCACAGCUGCAUGUCAAAGCAUUCCAGACAAACUAAUCUGAGAAAGCUGUGCUCCUUAGCCAGAGAAGGAGUCUGGCGAAAGAUAAUACUGUUUGAAGAAGAUGAUCUCAAGAAGCAUGGUUUAGAUGUAUCCAAUAUUCAAUCCCUCUUUCUCAACAAGAGCAUUUUUCAAAAAGAUAUUGACUGUGAACAUGCCUACAGCUUCAUUCACCUAAGUUUUCAAGAGUUUUUUGCAGCUUUGUUUUAUGUACUGGAGGAAGAGGAAGAAACAGUGGAAGAGUCAGUGAUAGUUACAAAAGAUGUGUCUAAACUAUUACAAAGUUAUGAAGAACCUAAAAAUGAUUAUUUAAUGUUAACAAUGCGUUUCCUGUUUGGUCUCUUAAACAUGGAUAGAAUGAAGGAGAUUGAGAAAUUCUUAGGCUGUAAAACUUCACUUGAAACAAAGAACAAAGUACUGAACUGGGUUGAAGAAGUAGGCAUAGCAUUGGCGUCUCUGUCCUCUAAAGACCGGAACGAAAAUAAGUUCAAGUUUGAAUUGUUCCACUUUUUGUUUGAGAUUCAAGAAGAAGAAAUUGUGACACAUGCAAUGGAUUGUUUCCCACGUAUUCACCUGGAACGGACUUGUUUUUCAAAAAUGCAGUUUACAGUUCUUUCCUUCUGUUUGAAGAACUGUCGAAGAAUGCAGUCACUUUUUCUGUCUUUUUGUUCAUCUCAAGCCAGUGCAAGAAAACCAAAAAGUGCAAACCAGCCCUUGACACAGUUGGAUGAGGAUGAAAAGGCCUGCCAGAGUAAUUUAAUAAAAAAAGAGCUGGUGGAAGGAUUGAAGCAUCCAAACUGCAAAGUGCAGAAACUUGGGUUUCCAUGGUUCCAGCUCAAUUAUGAGGAUUAUAAGAAUCUCACCUCACUUCUUAGUGCAAAGCAGAUGCUGACAGAGCUGGAUCUGAGAGGUAAUAGUUUUCGGAGUAGUAUGAUGAAUGAAGGACUGAGUCUCCUGUGUGAAGGAUUGAAACACUCCAACUGUAUGCUACAGAAGCUAGUGUUGAGAAACUGUUGUAUCAAUAACUCUGACUGCAAGCAGCUUGCUUCAGUUCUCAGUACAAAUCAAAACUUGAAAGAGCUGGACCUGAGAGGCAAUAAUCAAGGAGAUGCAGGAGUGAAACUGUUGUGUGAAGGACUGAAACAUCCAGAUUGCAAACUGCAAAAACUAGUGUUGUCUUACUGCAUGCUCACGGCUGCUUGUUGUCAGGGUCUUUCCUGUGUUCUCAGCACCAACCAGACUCUGAGAGAGCUGGACCUGGAGAUAAAUAAACUGGGAUAUUUAGGAGUGCAGCAGCUUUGUGAAGGAUUGAAACAUGCAACCUGCAAACUGGAGAUACUCCGGUUGGGACACUGUGGUAUCAUUUUCUAUGAUUGCAAGUAUCUUGCCUCAGUUCUCAGUACAAAUCAAACUUUGAAAGAGCUGGACCUGAGUGGCAGCAAACUGGGAGAUUUAGGAGUGAAGCAGCUGUGUGAAGGACUGAAACAUCCCGAUUGCAAACUGCAGAAACUGAUGUUGGGAGACUAUGGUAUUGCAGCCUCUGGUUGCAAGUAUUUUGCCUCAGUUCUCAGUACAAAUCAAACUUUGAAAGAGCUGGACCUGAGAGGCAGCAAACUGGGAGAUUUAGGAGUGAAGCAGCUGUGUGAAAGACUGAACAAUCCCAACUGCAAACUGCAGAGACUGGUGUUGGGAGACUGUGGUAUCACAGCCUCUGGUUGCAAGUAUUUUGCCUCAGUUCUCAGUACAAAUCAAACUUUGAAAGAGCUGGACCUGAGAGGCAGCAAACUGGGAGAUUUAGGAGUGAAGCAGCUGUGUGAAGGAUUGAAACAUCCCAACUGCAAACUGCAGAGACUGGUGUUGAGGAGCUGCUAUUUCAAAGACGCUUGUAUGAGAGCCCUAUCACUUGCUCUUAGUAUAAACCACUCCCUGAAUGAGCUGGAUCUACAGUUUAACCUCCUGGCCUUUCCUUUCGUUACUUAUCUUUAUAAGGAGCUGAAAUGUCGCAGAAGCAAUCUAAAGAUAAUAAUGUAAAAAUCAUAUGUUCUAAUCCAUUUGCGGAUUGUGGGAUGGCUAUUCAUUUAAGCAAAUGCCAUUAACAUUUGGUGUCAUGACAAACAGGCAGAGUGAAUAAAAUCAUUGACUCUAUUUAAAUCCAUGUUUAGGAAAUAUAUGUUUAUAGUUUCAGAGGUGUAGCCAUGUUAGUCUGUUUCAGCAGAAACAUUGAGGAGUCCUGUGGCACCUUAAAGACUAACAAAUAUAUUUGGGCCUAAGCUUUCAUGGGCUGGAACCCACUUUGUCAGUUUUAGUUGGUGUUUGGUCCUGCUUUGAGCAGGGCAUUGGACCAGAUGACCUCCCGAGGUCUCUUCCAACCCUAAUCUUCUAUGAUUCUAAGUGGGUUCCAGCCCACAAAAGCUUAUUCCCAAACAAACUUGUUAGUCGUUAAGAUGCCACAGGACUCCUUGUUGUUUACAUUUAUAGUGAAAUUUUAAAUGAUGCCAGCUUAUAUUAAGGGCUAAACUGAUUACCUAAUUAAAACAGUAUGAUGUACUGCUUGAAUGUUGUUUUGUUAGUGUUUUUCAAUUCGCAGCCUGGGGGCCAGAUCUAGCCCAUGAGGGCCUUCUGGACAUUAGCUGUUGAACCUGCUCCCCUUGGGGGGCCCUGCUGCCUGGCUACAGGUCUGCUGGGGACUCUGCCCUUGGCAGCUGCAGCAUCCCCAUGCUGCCUCUCCUGAGCAACCCCCUUCCCUCCCUCCAUCUAGCACAGAGGAUGCUCUGCAGCUGGGGAGUGAAAGGGACCAGUUGGUAUGGGAGCACAGGAACAAACUGGAGCCAGGUAGUUGGGCUGCUCAGUGCCCUUAUAAUAGAGCCCCUAGUAGGGAGGAAACCAGCUGAUGUCUAGCAUGCCCUCAGAGGCAGCUCCAGCCUGUGUGCUCCCCUGCCAGGCAGCCCUUUCCCUUUUGGCUGCAGAGCAUCCUGUAAGCCUGCAGGGUGGCAUGCUCAGAGGCAGGUUAGCAUAGAGGUGCUGCAACCGGGGGGCACAGGAAGUCAGAGCUGAAUAGCUGAGCCAUCCUUACAGCAGUCUCCAACUGGGAGCAGGAGCAAGCCCAGGCAGGGAUGAGCUCUUGGGAGUUGCCCCUGCUCCUCUGGGUCUCCCCCCACUCAAGCAGUAUGGAGGCUUCUGUUGCUGCUGCUACUCCUUCUCCCCCCUCUGGGGACCAAAAAUCCCAAUUACCCAACUGAACAGGGGAAGCACACUGCUCAUUUGGAUAACCAGGAUUUUCAGUUCAUUGAAAACUGGAUAAAUGGCCUGUAUAAAAUGUGCCCAAUUGGAUUAGCAGUCUGUGUGCCACUCAGAAACCAACCCACCAUCUUUGACACAUGCCAUAGGUUGCCAAUCCCUGCCAGUUAAGUGAAGAAUUAGUGUACCUGCACAAGAGAGAAAACACCUGAACAGCCCUCUGGUCCACCAUUUGAACAUUGCCUUAUCCAGACCCCCCAAAUUUGUAACUGAAUACCACAGCAGUACAUGGUUGCAGACAAAGUUUUAAAGUCAAACCACUGAACUUCUCUAGCUAAGCAUGUGGAAACAGUUUGAGGUGCUAAACCUUUUGUCAGCAUUAGCUUCUUCUGCAAGUGCAGAGAACUAAACAAAGUAUUAAUCAAUUUUAAAAUGCAUAAUGUUUUGAUAAAUUUGUCUAUAUUUUAUCCAGCCUAUUUAAGGAAGUUUUGUUUAAUGAAUAGUUUUACAAUUCCAAGUGCCAUCUAAAUGCAGUGCAAAAUAAAUCAUGCUUUAAAAAUUAACUAGUAAAUAAAUGCAUAAUUCAUCACUUCAACAUAAAAUUAAUCUGAAUGUAUGGAUAUAGUGUAUCUUCCUAGUCUGUAAACAUGUACUACCUAAUUAUACUACUCAAUGUGCAUUAGCCUCUCUUUGGUAAUGACUAAGGCAUACCAGUGCAAAUUCAAUCCACCUUACAUGCAGGGUGGUUUGUCAAACUUGCUUUUCCUGGGUGGCAAUGGUUUUGGUAAGGAGCUGUGCUUCCAUUAAGAAAAGUGUCAACUCUUUUGGU
This is a messenger RNA of Gopherus flavomarginatus (Mexican gopher tortoise), 5635 nucleotides long. RefSeq names its product NACHT, LRR and PYD domains-containing protein 12-like. The coding region runs from base 244 to 3600 and encodes 1118 amino acids. Gene Ontology annotation, cellular component: cytoplasm. NCBI's taxonomy places the organism in Eukaryota, Metazoa, Chordata, Testudines, Testudinidae. The transcript is spliced from 13 exons. The record is from RefSeq and is a predicted model, not a curated record. Gene Ontology annotation, molecular function: protein binding.